AUGGCCCCCGGUACUAGAAAUCACCCAACCCGAGAGGGAUCUUCUGGUUCUAACCAGAAUGAUAACCCGGACCAUCUGGUCGCAGCUGCUACCCAAUUCUUUCAAUCUAUGGUUAGCGGCCAAUUUAUGGCGCCUAGAGCUCCACAAGCCGGUUGUACUUUGGAGCAAUUUUCUCGUCAGCAUCCUCCUACGUUCGAUGGCAGAUUGAAUUCCAUGGAUGCAGAAAGCUGGAUCGAUCGUAUAGAGCAGAUUUUUGAAGUGCUCUACUGCACUGAUGAUCAGAAGGUCAAAUACGCCACGUACCACUUGACUGAUAUGGCAAACAAGUGGUGGAAGUCAACCCUGGCUUUGGUUCAGCUGGAACUAGGGGAAGCAGUCCCCAUUACUUGGGAGCAUUUCAAGAAAAUCUUUUUGGACCACUUCUUUCCACAAACUCUUCAGGAGUCGAGAGCUUGCCAGUUUAUGGAUCUUACUCAAGGAUCUAUGACGGUAGCGCAAUAUGCUACAACGUUCAUGGAGCUUUCUCGUUUUGCUAUUUACUUAAUUCCGGAUGAGGAAAAGAAGGCUGAAAAAUUUGAGCGUGGACUGGAUCGUAGGAUUCGAGAACGUGUCCGUACUCUCAGGAUUCUGAGUUUCACAGAGCUAGUCACCCGAGCUACCAUUGCUGAAGAAGACCUCCAAGAGAACAUCGAGUACAACAAUCAAAGGAAGCGCCAGCAACAGCAACAACCCCAAGCAGUAUCGCAUAAGGACAAGAGGCCUCACAUUAUGAAUCGUCAAGGUCAACCACCAGCAGGGCAAACUUACCCCACGUGUGCAACAUGUGGGAAACGAAAUUUGGGAAGGUGCAUGUUUGGCCAGAACGUGUGUUUCAAGUGUGGGAAGCCAAACCAUCUAGCUCGGGACUGCCCAGUUAAGAAACCUGGGGAACCGGGUAGGAACGGAGGACAGAAGACGCAUGCUACAGCCAGAGUUUAUGCCCUUACCCCUAUUGAUGCUGAAGCAUCAAAUGAUGUAGUCACAGGCACGUUAUCGUUGUUUUCACGUCAUGCCUCCAUUUUAUUCGACUCUGGUGCUAUUCAUUCUUUCAUUUCUAAUCAUUAUGCACAUUUGGCUGAGAAGAUACCUGAACCGCUAGAACCUAGUAUGUCUGUUGCUACGCCCUCGGGAGAUCAUAUUAUUUGUGAUUCUGUGCUAAUUGGUUGUCCGAUAGAGAUUCAAGGGAGAAUUCUACCUGCGGACUUAAUCGUAUUUGAUAUGUCCGGAGUUGACGUGAUUCUGGGAAUGGACUGGUUAUCCCAGAACCAUGCAUGUGUGGAUUGCUUUAAUAAGCGAGUGAUCUUUAAAUGCACAGAUGGGGAGGAGUUUAGUUUUCAGUCUGUACGAGAAACUUCCCCUCCCCGUGUAAUCUCAGCUUUGCAGGCCACCAGACUUUUGAGACAAGGGUGCAUGGGAUUCCUGGAGUACCUCAGGAUAGAGAAGUUGAGUUCGUGA
Molecule: messenger RNA, 1494 nt
Organism: Juglans regia (Persian walnut)
Lineage: Eukaryota; Viridiplantae; Streptophyta; Magnoliopsida; Fagales; Juglandaceae
Exons: 3
Coding region: 1-1494 (497 amino acids)
Molecular function (GO): zinc ion binding; nucleic acid binding
Source: RefSeq, a predicted model, not a curated record